AUGAUCAAAGUAAUUCUACAAUUUCGUGACCAGUCUCUUGAGCUCUCUGUUGGUAAAGGCCAAUGUUUGAAACAGUUCAAGAAGGAAUUCUAUAGUACUUUUCACUAUGAGUUGUCCUUUCUGAGAGUAUUAUGGAACAAUAAAGUCAUAAAUCUCGGAAUGGAUCUGUAUAAGCAAGUUUCUGAAUCUUCCGUUACGUUGAAAUGUGAAGGGAUCCUUACAAGAUCCAAAAUACAAUAUAUGGACAAGUCGUGUGUAAUGCAGGGGAUCUUAGGUGAAACCUAUAAAGACUUUUUUGUGCGCUGCCUGAUUAAACUGGUAGCCAAAUCCUUUAUCAUUUCAAACUAUAUUCUUUUUGACUGUAUUAAAGACAAGCCAGUAACUUUAUCUAACAAAAUCGCAUCCUUUUUCCCAUCUAACUCAAAAUUUGAGAUUGUCCCUGUUUCUUAUCUCGCUCAACGCAAUCUCCCAGAGAAUCCAUCUCUCUCUAGGUUACCUCGCCCAACCCAUCUUUUUCAUCCUCCUGCUGCGAAUCCGAAUAAUGCUGCUAAUCCUAUUCAUCCUCCUCCUCGUAUACCUGUAAUCCGAGAUUCUGCGCAGGAACGGAGAACAAACCCUGUCUCUAUAAUCAACAACGAGCCUCCCAUGCUGGAAGGGCAUUUAUUCUUCCUCACCAGCACAGGAAGAAUCACAUCAUUCGAUGAUCAAGCGAAGUCGAAUCCUCCAUAUGCGAUUCAAUAUCUCGCUCCAUCCGGCCCCGAGUACGACAUCAAUGCGAUUCUGUUUGAGGAGCCGUUUGAUAUUCAGCAGUACUCCACUUGGUCUCUGCAAUGUACAUUUGUUAUAAUUUUGUUAUGA
Blastocystis hominis is the source of this 858-nucleotide messenger RNA. RefSeq lists its product as hypothetical. The transcript has 3 exons. NCBI's taxonomy places the organism in Eukaryota, Bigyra, Opalinata, Blastocystidae. Bases 1 to 858 code for a protein of 285 amino acids. The record is from RefSeq and is a predicted model, not a curated record.